Manduca sexta (tobacco hornworm) is the source of this 1150-nucleotide messenger RNA. Its product is annotated as protein tramtrack, beta isoform. The record is from RefSeq and is a predicted model, not a curated record. Gene Ontology annotation, molecular function: protein binding. The coding region runs from base 190 to 1134 and encodes 314 amino acids. Gene Ontology annotation, biological process: regulation of transcription by RNA polymerase II. Lineage: Eukaryota; Metazoa; Arthropoda; Insecta; Lepidoptera; Sphingidae. The transcript has 7 exons. Gene Ontology annotation, cellular component: nucleus.
CUUACGUAGUAUAUUACUUACUCUAUGUGUUAAAUGUUAACAAACAAAAUAUAUGUAUCUAAAAUUUUAUUUUCAUGAAAAAUUAAAGCUAUAUUACACAAUUUAUUUUUCAUUCGUAAAUAAAAAUUAAAUUAAUUAUUGUCCUAUUUUUUCUGUUAAACGUAUGUGUCUAAUUUACAAUUAUCAACCAUGACAAAUGAACAAUAUUCUCUCUCCUGGCAGAGUUAUCAGAAAAAUAUUUGCAAAGGACUUGGCUCCUUACAAGAGCGUGGAGAGUUUGUUGACAUGACUCUAGCUGCGGACGGUCAUUUUGUGAAGGUGCACAAGAUGGUGAUGUCUCUCAUUAGUCCAUACAUCAAGGAUCUGAUCACCUCAGCCGACUGCUCUCAUCCUGUAAUAUUUCUUAAUAACAUUACAUAUACAACAUUGUCUUCAAUAUUAGAGUACAUAUACACGGGCGAAGUGUGUGUGACGCGGGAUAAUCUGAGUGAAGUUCUGCAAGCUGGGAAGGCGUUGCACAUAAAGGGAUUGGUUGAUAUGAUUGAAAGCUCUGAAUCUGGACACGUUGAAACUGACCUUGCUACCUUAAAAGUGAAUGAGUCUACAUCCCUCAGAAUGCAUGAUUACAGGACCGAAACAAUAUCAGAUGACAUGGACACUGCUAAAGGGGAACCAUUAUCACCUGUAGCAAAUGAGUCAAGUAGUAAAACAACACAGGUGCUGACUAGUAGACCAACAGUUCAGAACAUAAUGUCAAAGAAAAGUAAAGAUCAGUCAGUUGUCGAUUCUCAAAUACAAUAUUCGAUGUCGAACCAGGGCAAUCUUCAAAUGGUUUUGAACCGAUACGUGUACAACGUACGCUAUUUGUACAAAAACUCAAACCGCAGAAUGUGGAGAUGUAUAUUCUAUCCCAAACAACUGAGAUGUCCUGCCUACGUCAUUACUGAAAAUGAUAAAAUAAUAGAGAGGUGUUGUACACAUAAUCACGCGUUUCACGAUAAAAAUAUAAUACGAAAAGUUCGAGAUGGCAGAGUGUUUACGGUUCUUAAAGAUGCGCAAUUGGAAAUAGAAAUACAGAAAAGGACAAAAGAUUCUACAGUCGAAGAGCAAACUAAUAGUGUAGAUUCGCAAUAAACUUUAGCACAUAAUC